AGUGUUUUAAUACUUCACAUUAUUAACGAUUUCCCACCGAACAACACUCCUAUCACCAAGGUGUACAUAUUUGGAAGACCAGUCUUUAUUAGACCGCCAUUCGUGAUACCACAAAGGGACAAUUAUCAGCCAAGUACAUGUUCUCGAAAAAUGCAGUGGAAAACUCGAACGUGCUGGUUAAAGAAGGUUUUCUUAGAGACACGAUUCAUGUGUUGCAACUCUAGACUUGAACAGGUAAUGAAACAAGUGUUCGAUGAGCUCACUUCAGAUGGCAAAUGGAAUCGCUGCAAUGUGCAAAAACUAGCCAACAAUUUACAGAACCGUACCGAGUCGGUUUUUAACACGAAGUUCGAAGUGUUGGUCGGUCUUGGUGAUUUCGCAUCGAAAUCACACUUCCAGGGUGAUCUCAUAUGCAAGAUUGAGAUUCAAGACAGAUUUGUUCUGUCAUACGCGACACCGAACAUACAGCAAAGUACCGACUAUCACGCACUACCUCCCUCAUUGAAGACAACUUCAACUAUAUAUCUCUCGUAA
Angiostrongylus costaricensis is the source of this 534-nucleotide messenger RNA. Lineage: Eukaryota; Metazoa; Nematoda; Chromadorea; Rhabditida; Metastrongylidae. The record is from the annotation of a GenBank genome assembly.